CCCCAGUAGUCUGACACAUGAAGCCAUGAAGCACCCAUAUCGAUAGCCUCUCAUCUCGAAUCCAAUGGCAGGUCGACGGCUCGUUGACGCUGCGAAACUAUUCAAUGCGUCCAAAUCCAUCGCACAGAAGCACAUCGCGCUUCGGUCGCAGCAGCUCGAUGCUUACAAUAGGUCCUCAAGCUUAGCGAAAGCCGUCAAGAACCAGACAGAUCGCGUGACCCUCACGGCCGCCGCCGCCAUUGCCCUCUCGAAACGGUUCAGCGAAGAAGCACCAGUGUAUGCGAGAGCCGCGACCGAACGAGCAACAGGCACACACCACGAGGAUGCACAUAUUCCCAGCACAGACACAGUCAAGGGCGAUGCGCCAGAAGGGAUAACGAAGGAGGGCUUGGAACAGGAUCAUCACUAUGAUCGAUCGGGUCAGAACACCGUCACCAAUCCGCCACCCGAGGAAGAGCUGCACAUCACACAGGAGGAGGCCCCACGCCAACCACUGCCAGAUGGAACAAUACCAACUUCGGAGGCCACCCUGGGCGAUGAGACAAGAGGACAAGAUACGUUUUCUAAGCGACCUAUUCCUGAGGCGCCAAUAGAACCAUUGGUGGAGGAUAAUGGGCAGAGCGAAGGCGACGCUGAGGGCAUCAGGCCGAUAGAAUCUACCGAGUCCACAAUACCUGUACCAGGGAAACUCAGUGGAGCUUCUGCUCAACACGUGGAUACUAUUCUAUCUCAUGCCAACGAUCUCCAACAACCUCCUAUAUCCUCGCAAGUACGGAAACUGCAAGAUGGUCAUGACAAGGAUGUCUUCUACACCAGAUCUGUUGAAUCACAACAAGUCCCUUAUACUCAGACUGGCUCGCAGAUACCUGAGCACACAGGAGACAGGCAGCAAAGCGAUACUCGUGAACGUCUGAAUCAGGACGUGUACUACUCCGUCCCCAAGCCCGAUCAGGAACAAACACCAAAGGGUGAACUCUCUGGUCAACCCGCUGUGCCUGAAAAGGACGAGAUACCAGAAGGAAUCAACACGGAUGUGUUCCAUUCAAAACGCGUAGCAAGAAUGCUUGGAAGAGAUCGUUAUUCGCGCAAAGAACACUUGGAGAUGAAGGGCGCCAACAGAGCUCCAUUUGAUCGUACUGGUACUCAGACAAGUGAUACUUCCAAAGUUCGCGCAAGAGAGCAGACUGGACCUUUGAAGCCAGAACAAUCUGUUCAAGAUGCUCGUCCUGUUACUACCGAGAAAGAGAUGCAAGAUCUCGCAUCUGAGCUAGCCAAGGACGUUCAGUCUAACGUCGUCGCAUCUGAAAUACCCAGCGAGAUGAGCACAGUGCCAGAAACAACUCCGUAUGCGCUACGAGAGUCUAGGGUCCCAUCAUCACGGUUUGGACGCCUGUGGCAAUAUGCUGGUCUUGGUACUAGUAUGGCACUAGGUGCUGUAGGCGAGGGACUUCGUCGCGUCACUGGCGGUGCCGCAGCGACCACCGGCUCGUUAAUGCUCAGUCCUGGGAACAUUGAGGUAUUGGUGGCCAAACUCUCCCGAAUGCGAGGCGCUGCCCUCAAGCUUGGGCAGAUGAUUAGUCUUCAAGACAUGAAGAUGCUACCACCUGCAAUUCACGAAGUAAUGCAGCGAGUGCAGGACAGCGCAGACUAUAUGCCUGCGUCUCAGCGCGACAAAGUGCUUUCCAACAACCUUGGUUCAGGCUGGCGUGAUCUCUUCGAAUCGUUCGAAGACGUCCCUAUCGCAGCAGCAUCAAUCGGCCAAGUCCACAAAGCAGUUCUGAAAUCAACCGGACAAUCAGUAGCCGUCAAGGUUCAGUACCCCGGCGUUGCCAGUUCCAUAAACUCUGACCUAACAAAUCUGUCUCUCCUCCUGACCGCAUCGCGCCUUCUUCCCAAAGGGUUGUUUCUAGACAAAACAAUCGCCAACGCCCGCACAGAACUUGGCUGGGAGUGUGACUACACGCGCGAAGCCUCAUGCCAGACCCGCUUCCGCGACCUCCUCGCCGACGACACAGACGCUUUCACCGUACCAAAAGUCUUCCCCGAAGCCAGCGGGCGCGAAGUCCUCACCGCCGAACUCAUGGGCGGCGUCGGUGUCACAAAAUUGAAGAACCUGACACAAGAGCAACGUGAUUGGAUCGGCACACAGAUCCUGCGCCUGUGUCUACGAGAGAUUGUAGAGUUCAAGUUCAUGCAAACAGACCCCAACUGGACAAAUUUCCUGUACAAUCCCGUGAAACAGAAGAUCGAACUACUAGACUUCGGCGCGUCGAGAGAUUAUCCGGAUAAAUUCGUGGAGCCAUAUGUCAAGGUGCUGAUCGCGGCAUCGAAGGGCGACACAGAAUCUAUACGCACUCUAUCCCUUGAACUCGGUUACCUGACUGGCGAUGAAUCGCCCGCCAUGCUCGACGCGCACACGCAAUCUGUACUGACGCUCGCGGAGCCGUUCAAGAGCGAGGGGCCAGCGGUGUACGAUUUCAGGGACCAGACGAUUACGGAUCGAGUGAGGAGUUUCAUUCCGGUCAUGGUCAAGGAGCGAUUGGCGCCGCCGCCCGAGGAAACGUAUAGUUUGCAUCGGAAGUUGAGCGGAGCGUUUCUGCUGUGCGCGAGACUGGGCUCACGGGUGCCGUGUCGGAAGCUGUUUGCGGAUGCAGUGCGGACGUGGGAAGGCAAGGGGAAGAUGGUCUGAGUCGGCUGAGCUGGGCAAAGGACAUGGAUGGUGAGUGAUGUGUAACAUAUCAAGGUGUAUGUAUAUUACUGUAUACUUGUAUCCAUCUAUAUUCUAUCCCAGCGGAGCUCUCUCGCUGCGCUUCAAAGUGUACCAUCUUCUUUGCUCGCGCUUUGAAAAGUACGCGAUGCCCGCAGUACAUACAUCGUAUUGUCUCGUCGCGUCGGAGCUGCAGUCGCGUGUCGCGAUACCCGCAGAUGUAUUCUGCAUGCCUUACUUGAGCCAUAGCCGGAUAUUAUGCACGUGGUGGGUCAGGGAAUUUUAACAGCUUGUCAUUGGGUUG
This is a messenger RNA of Dothidotthia symphoricarpi CBS 119687, 3011 nucleotides long. Its product is annotated as ubiquinone biosynthesis protein-like protein coq-8. The record is from RefSeq and is a predicted model, not a curated record. Gene Ontology annotation, cellular component: extrinsic component of mitochondrial inner membrane. Gene Ontology annotation, molecular function: kinase activity. The transcript is spliced from 3 exons. The coding region runs from base 65 to 2689 and encodes 874 amino acids. Gene Ontology annotation, biological process: ubiquinone biosynthetic process. NCBI's taxonomy places the organism in Eukaryota, Fungi, Ascomycota, Dothideomycetes, Pleosporales, Dothidotthiaceae.